CCCUCGCCACCCGGCGGAGGGGAAGAGGGAGAGGGGAGAGGGGUCUCUUUCCUCCUGGUCUCGUCUGCUUCUGCAACUUUUGAAACCGCCUCUCGUGUUGAGUUGUCUCAACGUUCAUCUCUCUUCUUUCUCCUCGUCCUAUCUGAUCAGUCUCCAGUGGAGGAAGGGGGAGAAGAAGAAAAAGACAGCAAAUUACCCACACAUACAGUGAGAGAGGGAGAAGAUGUCUAUCCAUGUCUGAGACUGAGAGACUGCCAUUUUUGCAGGGCUGUUUGCUGCUUUCCUCUGUUCUGCAGGUUCACAGCUCCAACCCAGUGUGUAGAAGGAGAACAAGAAGAGGGAACACAAAUGGGCAAUUGCUUGAACUACCAGGCUGCUGCGUCCUCCGGAUCAGUUGAAGUACUUACCCCGGCAAGCAGCCUCUUCUUCACUCCUACGAGUACCACAACCUCCAUCGAUAGUGGAAAUGGCAGGUCUACUCCAAGGUCCGAAGCUGAAAUACUGGCAUCCCCUUACCUGAAGGUCUUCAAGUUCGACAGGCUGAGGGUCGCCACUCAGGACUUCCACAUUGAUGGCCUUCUUGGAGAAGGAGGAUUUGGGUGCGUCUUUAAAGGGUGGCUCCAUCAGUUGACCCUUCGUGCUACGAAACCCGGGAAAGGUAUGGCUGUUGCUGUCAAGAAGCUUGUACCCCAUGGAACUCAAGGUCAUGAGGAGUGGCUUUCUGAAGUAAACUACCUCGGACAACUUCAUCACCCGAACCUUGUCAAGCUCAUUGGCUACUGUCAGGAAGGAGAGCACCGGCUUUUGGUCUACGAGUACAUGCCUAGAGGCAGCCUCGAGAGUCAUCUUUUUGGAACCUGGCCACAACCGCUUCCCUGGGGAGUAAGGGUGAAAGUAGCGAUCGGUGCUGCUCGUGGGCUCGCCUUCCUGCAUGAAUCUGAACAACCAGUCAUAUACCGUGAUUUCAAGGCUUCUAACAUCCUGUUAGAUAUGGAUUUUAAUGCGAAACUAUCUGACUUUGGGUUGGCGAGGGCUGGCCCUACCGGAGAUCAGACUCAUGUAUCGACCCGAGUAAUGGGUACUCAAGGCUAUGCUGCUCCGGAGUAUAUCCAAACAGGGCGUCUGACAACGAAGUGCGAUGUCUUCAGCUUCGGAGUUGUGCUCUUGGAACUGCUGUCAGGCCGUCGAGCAAUAGACGGGACUAAGGUUGGGAUUGAAAGGAACCUCUUGGCUUGGGCCAGGCUCUAUAUCUCCAGCACCCGGAGGCUCUUCCGAAUUGUGGAUCCUAGACUGCAUGGUAGGUUCUCUCAGAAGGGAGCCUACAUGAUGGCGCUUCUUGCGAUGCAGUGCGUGGGAGAGGCAAGCCAAAGGCCUUCUAUGAGCGAGGUGGUGGUGAUCCUCGAGAGGCUUAGCGUCCCCACUGACAAGUACAAGUGAUGGGGACCUUACCCGGGCUCAAGCUCAGAGUUGAAGUCUCCUGCCUCGAGUUCGACGCAGAACUCUCCUUCGCCUGUUAAUUCGACUGCUCCCAUGGGAUCUCCACUAGAAAUGGCAGCAGCACUCCCCAUGAGAUCUCCUCUCCGGCGUUGAUGAACUCUCCAUCUUCCAUACUCUUUGCUGCCGACAAAGUCCAGUGCGGCAUUUUCAUAUUAAAUUGCAAACCAUCCAGCAUGAUAAUUGGUUUUUGAUGUGCUUAUUACCGUCAAAACAGUACUCUAGUCUUGUGAUUAUCUCGCAAACUUAGGACCGUGUUUUAAGUCGAUGUCUGCGCGCAACUAGUCCUAGU
Punica granatum (pomegranate) is the source of this 1786-nucleotide messenger RNA. Lineage: Eukaryota; Viridiplantae; Streptophyta; Magnoliopsida; Myrtales; Lythraceae. The record is from RefSeq and is a predicted model, not a curated record.